GUAACGGGACACCGGGCAGGAGCGCGGGGCCACACAGACCUGCAGAGCGCGCCCGGAGACGGUCUGCUGCCCCGCCACCAUGAGCUUCUGCCUGCGGAUCGGUGUGCUCCUCCUGCUCGUGACCGGGACUUUAACGGAAGACGGGUUUGACCUGUCUGAUGCGCUGGACGAUCUCGUUCCACCGACUGACAAGCCCCAAAAGCAACCCAAGGCCCCGGAGAAGCCCAUCAGUGAUGGGGGGCUGGACCUGCUGGACGCCUUAGGACCAGACGAGCCUGUGAAACCCAAGAAACCAAGUUCUGGAGAUUCUGGUGGCUUUGGAUUUGAUCUGACGGACGCUCUUGGUCCUGAUCCCAACCCUAAACCGGAGCAACCUGCCGUGAAGCCACCGAGUGGCGGAGGAGGUGGAGGCAAUUUUGGUGACUCCGACUUAUUUGACAUUGGUGGUGGAGAAUACAAGCCUGAUGGGGGUGGAGGGGUGGACCCCGGCUCGGAUACUCACGGUGGAGCCGACCAGCCUCAAGAAGCGGGCUCUGGAAAGAUCGCGGGCAUCGUCAGUGCCGUGGGCGUGGCCCUGCUGGGAGCAGCCGCCAGCUACUUUGCGUACCAGAAGAAGAAGCUCUGCUUCAAGAUCCAAGGAGGUGCAGAUCCAGAGAAAGGCCACCAGGGGGCUCAGUCGGAUCCUCAAGUCUUCAGCAACCUGCUCAGGACGUCCUAGAGGUCAGGGGCCUCCAGCCGACCGUCAACCAGCUGUCAGUCAUCCGCCAGGAGGCUCCUCUUCCUCUUCCUCUUCCUCCGCCCAACGAGCUCCUCCCCGGUCCGACUCCCAGCAUUUAUAUACAGUACAUGAUUCAUAUGGUUUGUAGUAGAUUAUUUGUGUGUAGAAAAUUAAAUUAGAAGCCAGAACCGUCGCUGCAGAGUCGUGGCACCUCCUCCUCCUCCUCCUCCUCCUCCUCUCUCUGGGGUUCAGGAUUGCCUGAAUCCCCAAAGGUUUUAACGUUAGCUUAUCUCACAGCCAAAUGCCUUAAAGCCUCGAAGACAAGCGUUGAAAGGCAACAAAGGGGGUGUGGCCAGCAUGAACCAAUAGGAGCUGGCUGCUAAUUAGAGCCAUGAACAGUGAAGCACUUGACCGCAACCUCCCUACAUGCUCACCAGCUAGAAGCCGGGCUUCUUGUUCCCGGGCCAGAACCCAUGUAGUGGAAAUGUAGAUUAUUCACAAUUCAUAAAAACCCACCAACGCCUGGGAGGAGGAGCCAUAAGCACCGCCAUGCUCCACUCGCCACGCAGCUGGGUGUGCACCCAGCAGAAGGAGCUUUUUAAUAUGAGAUGACGCAUAGCAACACGUUGUAUCACCAUGGCAACUGACGCAGCUCGAUAUGUCUGUGUUAACCAUGUGACUUAACGUGUAACGGGGAGUGUGUCCAUAAUUAGCCUCUUAGCUAGUUUGGGUUCCGGAGAAAAGUCAGCAACUAGUUGGUGAACACGGCAACGUUGAGCAACUAGCUGUAACACAGCAAUGUUGAGCAACUAGUUGGUGGACAUGGAAACAUUGAGCAACUAGUUGGUGGACAUGGAAACGUUGAGCAACUAGUUGGUGGGCAUGAAAACGUUGAGCAACUAGUUGGUGGACAAGGAAACGUUAAGCAACUAGUUGGUGGACAUGGAAACGUUGAGCAACUAGUUGGUGGACAUGGAAACGUUGAGCAACUAGUUGGUGGGCAUGAAAACGUUGAGCAACUAGUUGGUGGACAUGGAAACGUUGAGCAACUAGUUGGUGGACAUGGAAACGUUAAGCAACUAGUUGGUGGACAUGGAAACGUUGAGCAACCAGUUGGUGGACAUGGAAACGUUGAGUAACUAGUUGGUGGACAUGGAAACGUUGAGCAACUAGUUGUUGGACAUGGAAACGUUGAGCAACCAGUUGGUGGACAUGGAAAUGUUGAGCAACUAGCUGUUGAGCAACUAGUUGGUGGACAUGGAAACGUUGAGCAACUAGUUGGUGGUCAUGAAAACGUUGAGCAACUAGUUGGUGGACAAGGAAACGUUAAGCAACUAGUUGGUGGACAUGGAAACGUUGAGCAACUAGUUGGUGGACAUGGAAACGUUGAGCAACCAGUUGGUGGACAUGGAAACAUUAAGCAACUAGUUGGUGGACAUGGAAACGUUGAGCAACCAGUUGGUGGACAUGGAAACGUUGAGUAACUAGUUGGUGGACAUGGAAACGUUGAGCAACUAGUUGGUGGACAUGGAAACGUUGAGCAACUAGUUGGUGGGCAUGAAAACGUUGAGCAACUAGUUGGUGGACAAGGAAACGUUAAGCAACUAGUUGGUGGACAUGGAAACGUUGAGCAACUAGUUGGUGGACAUGGAAACGUUAAGCAACUAGUUGGUGGACAUGGAAACGUUGAGCAACUAGUUGGUGGACAUGGAAACGUUGAGCAACUAGUUGGUGGACAUGGAAACGUUGAGCAACUAGCUGUUGAGCAACUAGUUGGUGAACACAGCAACGUUGAGCAACUAGCUGUAACUCUGCAGUGUUGAGCAACUAGUUGGUGAGCUCCUCUGAACCAGAGGAAGAAUACAUAUUGCUUACGUGGACAACACAUGUUGCUCAUGUUGCUCUGCAGCUGCUGCCUGUAAAUAAGCAGCUAGCUUACGUCUUUGCCACAUUAGUUUCCACUGCCCCCUAGUGGUAGAAAAAGCAAAGGAUGCAGCUUUAAAACAAGCGAGCGCCUUGAUACAAGAUUAUUUUCUCACUUGUUUUAAGAAAAUUAAGCUAAAUUUUAGGAAUUUAUACUCGACAGAAAUGACCGGUGAGAUGGAGUGUGUGUCUUUAUGGCUCCGCCUCUUAUGUGAGGGGCGCAUAUCAUCAAUUCACAAGGAUUGCAUCUGGGGAUUGUUGUGAUGACGCUGGACUAUGAGCUGUAUAUACUGGUGGUAACGCACAGGCCUGCUAACUUUAGCUUCUGGUUUGAUGCUGCAGUGCGUUUUGUUUUUCACUGUCAACAUAAUGUUCUCAUUCUGAAGUGUGAUGUCUCAGUUCUACAAGCAUCAACCAGGUAUUUUAAAUCAGACAAAUGUCACUGUUCUUUGUGCAUGUUUUCAAUAAAGUGGUGUUGUACAGUU
Pseudoliparis swirei is the source of this 3126-nucleotide messenger RNA. It is a transcript of the gene cd99, whose product is annotated as CD99 molecule. Bases 80 to 718 code for a protein of 212 amino acids. The transcript has 13 exons. Gene Ontology annotation, biological process: T cell extravasation; homotypic cell-cell adhesion; positive regulation of neutrophil extravasation. The record is from RefSeq and is a predicted model, not a curated record. Lineage: Eukaryota; Metazoa; Chordata; Actinopteri; Perciformes; Liparidae.